UUUCACACUUUCCUACAUUUCUUCAAGGAAAACAAGAAAGCUCUUUGUUUCGAUCUUCAAAACCUCCAAAACCCAGAAAUUUAAAUUGACAAUUUUAUCGAAUUUGCCCUUCAAAUAUCUUGGAUUAAUUCUAUUAUUGUGGAAAUCAGAAGGAGCAUUUUGUUAAAAGAAAAAAAAAUGGCUCAAGCUGUUGAAGAAUGGUACAAGCAGAUGCCCAUCAUCACCCGUUCUUAUCUCACAGCUGCCGUGGUUACCACUAUUGGUUGCUCUCUCGAAAUAAUAUCACCUUAUCAUCUGUACUUGAACCCUAAGCUCGUGGUUAAGCAGUAUCAGUUCUGGCGCCUCAUUACUAACUUCCUGUACUUCCGCAAGAUGGAUUUGGAUUUCAUGUUUCACAUGUUCUUUCUUGCUCGUUACUGCAAGCUUCUUGAAGAGAACUCUUUCAGGGGAAGGACUGCGGAUUUUUUUUACAUGCUCUUAUUUGGAGCUUCUGUCUUGACUAGCAUUGUUCUUAUUGGAGGAAUGAUACCUUAUCUCUCUGAGUCAUUUGCCAAAAUCAUAUUUCUAAGCAAUUCAUUGACAUUCAUGAUGGUAUACGUGUGGAGCAAACAGAAUCCUUUUAUACAUAUGAGUUUUCUGGGUCUUUUUACCUUUACAGCAGCUUAUUUGCCCUGGGUGCUUUUGGGAUUCUCUGUCCUUGUUGGUGCUAGUGCUUGGGUGGAUCUCCUGGGAAUGAUAGCCGGUCACGCGUACUAUUUUCUUGAAGAUGUAUAUCCACGAAUGACUGGUCGCCGACCCCUAAGAACUCCAUCCUUUAUUAAAGCACUGUUUGCAGAUGAGGCUGUAGUGGUAGCACGGCCAGCAAAUGUGAGAUUUGCUCCACCACCCGGGGAGGAAUUUCACAGAGAUUGAUCUCCCCCUGCGAAAAACUAGACGAAGGGAGGGUAUCUUUGGUUGAAGUGAUCUCUGCUCAGACAUAGCAAAGGCCUACAAAAGUGUGGCUGGCCCAUUUCUUAAAAAUGUUCAAGCUUACAUUUUCGUUGCAUUAGACGUUAGCUGUGUAUAUUUGAUGUUGCUGCUGCUAUACAGUUAUUCGGAUUUUGGGAUGGAAGUUUUGUAAUUUAUACCUAGACCGAGUGGUUUUGGUUGGUAUAGGAUGCCCUUUUGUGCAUUUGUUUUGACCAAAAUUUUAGCAACAUAUAUAGUCACGAAAGUGAUGUUUUCCCCUUU
Theobroma umbraticum is the source of this 1230-nucleotide messenger RNA. It is a transcript of the gene DER2.1, whose product is annotated as DERLIN-2.1. Lineage: Eukaryota; Viridiplantae; Streptophyta; Magnoliopsida; Malvales; Malvaceae. The record is from RefSeq and is a predicted model, not a curated record.